Molecule: messenger RNA, 2476 nt
Organism: Sorex fumeus (smoky shrew)
Lineage: Eukaryota; Metazoa; Chordata; Mammalia; Eulipotyphla; Soricidae
Gene: ZNF652
Product: zinc finger protein 652
Exons: 6
Coding region: 597-2450 (617 amino acids)
Biological process (GO): regulation of transcription by RNA polymerase II
Cellular component (GO): nucleus
Molecular function (GO): RNA polymerase II cis-regulatory region sequence-specific DNA binding; DNA-binding transcription activator activity, RNA polymerase II-specific
Source: RefSeq, a predicted model, not a curated record
CACGCACACACACACGCACCCUCCCCUGCCUCCCUCCCCGCGCGCCGCCCGCCCGCCCCGCCGGCCCCGCUCGCCCUCGCGCGCUCGGAAGGGAGUCGCGAGACGUCGGAGCGGCGGCCACGUAGCGCUGCGGCGGCGGCGGCGGCGACGGCGGCGGCGGCGGCGGUGGCGGCCGAGGCCGGGUCUGUGGAGCGGCCCUGAGGACAGACGUUGGGCGGGGUGGGGGGGAGGGGCCGGCCCGGCCGGCGGUUGUUACUCGAGCGCCGCGGCUACAGGCCCCCCGCCGCAGGGAUGGACCGCCGAGGCGGCGGUCGGGGCGGCGGAGGCGGAGGCGGCCGGCCCGGAUAAGAUGCUCCAAGUCGCUUGCAGCUGUCUUCAGAAGAAAAAUCACUAGCGCCCUGCUCUUGCCAUCAAACCAGACCUUCUUGACUUACGCUUUGGUGCUGCAACACUGGAAGACUUGCACACAGGUUCCAGGAAUCCAUUCUUUUUCAUGUGAUUGCUUCUUUGUGAAUGAAAAAAAAAAAAAUUGAGUCUUACUGUUUAGAGCAAGUUCUCUUUAGUUGGAACUGCUUAAUCAAUUGGGCCGCUUACCAAUGAGCCAGUCAGCCGGUUCUUGUCAGGAACUGGCUGAAAACUGUGCUGCGCAUGCAGUGGGGAUGGCACAAGAAGAGAGCUGUCGCGGUCAGGUGCCGUCGACCUUUUAUCAUGGUGCCAGCCAAGAACUUGACCUGUCCACCAAAGUGUACAAGCGGGAGUCAGGAAGUCCCUAUUCUGUGUUAGUGGACACCAAGAUGAGCAAGCCGCAUCUCCAUGAAACAGAGGAACAGCCGUAUUUCAGGGAGACAAGAGCCGUGUCUGACGGGCGCGCUGGCAAAGACCAGGAGAAUUCUGAUGACACAGAAGAAGAGGAAGAGGAGGAGGAGGAGGAGGAGGAGGAGGAAGUCUCUUACAAAAGGGAGCAGAUCAUAGUGGAGGUAAACCUUAAUAAUCAAACAUUAAAUGUCUCUAAAGGGGAAAAGGGUGUCUCUUCUCAGUCCAAAGAGACUCCUGUUCUUAAGACGAGCAGUGAGGAGGAAGAGGAGGAGAGCGAGGGAGAAGCCACCGACAACAGCCACGACUAUGGAGAGAAUGAAAGGCAGAAGAAAAAGGAGAAGCGCGCGGAGAAAGUCAGUGUCACGCAAAGGAGAACCCGGAGAGCUGCCUCGGUUGCCGCGGCUGCCGCUUCCCCCACGCCCAGGACGACCCGCGGGAGCCGGAGGAAGAGUGUCGAGCCCCCGAAGCGGAAGAAGCGGGCUACCAAGGAGCCCAAAGCUCCAGUUCAGAAAGCUAAGUGUGAAGAGAAAGAGACGCUGACCUGUGAGAAGUGCCCCCGGGUGUUUAAUACUCGCUGGUACCUGGAGAAGCACAUGAACGUUACUCAUAGGCGCAUGCAGAUUUGUGAUAAGUGUGGCAAGAAGUUUGUGCUGGAAAGUGAGCUGUCUCUUCACCAGCAGACAGACUGUGAAAAAAAUAUUCAGUGUGUGUCCUGUAACAAGUCAUUCAAGAAACUCUGGUCCCUUCAUGAACAUAUCAAGAUUGUUCAUGGAUACGCAGAAAAGAAAUUUUCCUGUGAAAUUUGUGAGAAGAAAUUCUAUACCAUGGCUCAUGUGCGGAAACACAUGGUUGCGCACACAAAAGACAUGCCCUUUACAUGUGAGACCUGCGGAAAAUCCUUCAAGCGUAGCAUGUCCCUCAAGGUGCACUCCUUGCAGCACUCUGGAGAGAAGCCCUUCAGGUGUGAGAAUUGUGAUGAAAGGUUCCAGUACAAGUACCAGCUGCGCUCCCACAUGAGCAUCCAUAUUGGACACAAGCAGUUCAUGUGCCAGUGGUGUGGCAAGGACUUCAACAUGAAGCAGUACUUCGACGAACACAUGAAGACACACACUGGAGAGAAACCCUUCAUCUGUGAAAUCUGUGGCAAAAGCUUCACCAGCCGCCCCAACAUGAAGAGGCACCGCAGGACCCACACGGGCGAGAAGCCCUACCCCUGUGACGUGUGCGGCCUUCGCUUCCGCUUCUCCAACAUGCUCAAGGCCCACAAGGAGAAGUGCUUCAGGGUGACCAGCCCCGUGAACGUGCCGCCGGCCGUGCAGAUCCCCCUGACCAGCGCCCCAGUGGCCGCGGCCCCAGCGGCCGUGAACACGCCCGCCGCCCCCACCCCACCGCUCAACAUGAACCCCGUGAGCACCACGCUGCCCCCGCGGCCCCUGCCGCACCCCUUCUCGCACCUGCACAUCCACCCGCACCCGCACCCGCACCCUGCGCACCACCUACCCAUCCCGCCCGUCCCGCACCUGCCCCCGCCGCCCGCUCUCUUCAAGAGCGAGCCUUUAAACCACCGGGGCCAGGGCGAGGACACCUUCCUGCGGCACCUGGCCGAGAAGAACAGCUCGGGCCCGCACCACUAACGCCCGCACCUGGGUCCCCACGCGUG